CAGCCGGAGCCGGAGCGGGAGGGAGCUAGCUGCGAGCUCCCCGCCGCAGUGUGCCCCAGCCACUCCCUGCGCACGGGGAAGCCGGAGCCGAGGUCGCGGCUCUCUCCCGACACGACUGGACCUCCGUCCCUCCCUCCCCCGGCAAGUGCACCGAAGGGCUAGGGGAGGGAGGGGACGGCGGAGAGAGAGAGCCACUGCCCUUUCCUGCGCUUCCUUACCCUGUCCUGCCCUGCGCUGCCCAGCCCGACCCUGUCCUGCCCCGUCCUUUGCGGCUUUGCUCCCUAGCCCGCGCCUAUCCACCUGCGCUGUCCCCUGCAGCACAGAGAGGGAUGCGCGCCGCGCUCCUAGUGGUUUGGCUCCUGGGUAGCCUCUGCAGCCGGGAGCUGGCUGUCGGGGAUCCGGGGCAGCCAUGCCAAGCUCCGCAGCAGUGGGAAGGACGUCAGGUGCGCUACGACCACAGCAGCGGCCGCAACACCCGUGCCCUGCUCUCCUACGAUGCCCUCCAGCAGCGCGUCCGCCUUCUGGAGGAGAGGAAGGCUCUCAUCCCUUGCAAGAAGUUCUUUGAAUAUAUUUUCCUCUAUCAAGACGCAGUGAUGUUUCAGAUUGACCAGGCCACCAAGCUGUGCUCCAAGAUUGCCUUGACUGACCAAUGGGAUCCUUUGGAUAUCCCCCAGAACUCGACUUAUGAAGACCAGUAUUACAUCGGGGGCCCUCAGGACCAGAUAAUGGUACAGGAGUGGUCAGACAGGAAGCCAGCCCGGAAAUAUGAAACAUGGGUUGGCGUCUAUACAGUCAAGGAUUGUUACCCAGUCCAGGAAACCUACACCAAGAACUACAGCGUCACAUUCUCUACUCGCUUCUUUGAUAUCCAGCUUGGCAUUCUCGACCCCUCUGUUUUUACUCCACCGAGCACUUGCGAGAGAGCCCAGACAAGGAGGAUGAGUGACACCUGCUGACAUGAGCUGCCCAUAGGCUGAAAAAUCACAGUAACUACUGACCGGUUGAGAAAACUACUGACAUACAUUGAAAGUUAAUUGUGGCUUUUUAGGCUCUCAGAGCCUUCAUGGGAUAGUGAAUUCUAGUGUUGCUUGUAUAAAUGCCAUUAGGUAAAGGGUGCCAGCUGCUGCUUCUCCCCCCCCCCCACUUAAGACUCAAACUGUGUUUCUACAGGUAAACUGAAAUAAAAGGGGAGUAAUUAUGCAGGUAUGCAUGAUCAGAAAAAAAAAUCCAUCCUGGCUAAUUUUGGUUAAAAACCACCUGGUUUUGGCCCGAAUUACCUUUGUCAUUCAGCUUAUUUUCAUUUUUUUUUUCCUGUUUAGACAUGGUUUCAGUUGAAGUGCUUGCUGGCUGUUUCUAGAAGUUUCUGGAUAAUAUCCUCUGAAAUAGAAAACGUGCUUGAUCUUGUGAUGAUUGUUCUGUUAAAAUGUGCUUGAUUUUUCAGUCUAAAGAGAGAGGGAAAGCCCAAUUGGCUUGGCUCCCCCAGCAGAUGACUAGCCUGUCCUGUGUUACGUUUGUGGUGAUUGGUGGGUUUGCCCGAGUUCUGUUGAAUAGCUAAAUGGGGAAUGGAACAUGGCAUGUCCAAAACAUCCCAUUUCAUAAUCGUCAGAACCAUUAAACACAUUACAUGCUCA
Vombatus ursinus (common wombat) is the source of this 1631-nucleotide messenger RNA. RefSeq names its product ependymin related 1 (gene EPDR1). Lineage: Eukaryota; Metazoa; Chordata; Mammalia; Diprotodontia; Vombatidae. Bases 330 to 956 code for a protein of 208 amino acids. Gene Ontology annotation, molecular function: calcium ion binding. Gene Ontology annotation, biological process: cell-matrix adhesion. The transcript is spliced from 3 exons. The record is from RefSeq and is a predicted model, not a curated record. Gene Ontology annotation, cellular component: extracellular region; lysosome.